AGGGAAAAGAGAUGUAAAUGAGCCAGGGCACGUAAUGCCUGUUUGCACACGAAAUUCCUUUCCUGAUUAGAUUAAAAAGGCAAUUUUUUACAGGAGGGAAAGGCCUGAGCUUUAAUUGCAGAGCUGGCAACUACGGAGGAGGGAGGAGGCGAAAAGAAGCAUUUUAGCAGAGGUAGCGGUGUAAGGUCUGGCACCUCCUGCAGGAGCCAGGCACAGCCUGCUUGCUUUUCAAGCUGCCGCACACGGCAGCCGCCUGAAGUCAAGGCAAAGUCACCCGCAGGAGCGGGCAGACCUGCGUUGCAGCGGCUCACUCCUCUACGUCGUUUCCCUGCACCUGCUGCACGCAAGGGGCUGGCGCAGGCGGCGGCAGCAGCCGUGGCUGCCAUUGCCAGGCAUGGGACCGGGAGGGAGCGAGCAAGCAGAGCAUCCCCGUGUGCAGGCACGUAUUCCUCAGCAGCUCCCCAGGAUCCUGCCGGCAAAGAUGCGCUGCUGCCGCAUCUGACGCGCCUCUCCCAUGAGAGCUUCUGGUAGUUCGAAGGCAAUAAAACAAGCAAGAAGCCCAUGAGAACAUCAGACAGGGAGCUGGGUAUAUAAAAGGCCUUUUGAAAGGAAUCUGUUAUGGACAGAGAGCCUUUCGGGUGAAGGGGCUGUUGUUUUUGCUUCUCGGUUGCAGAGAUAAAGGGAGCCAGCAAGGAGUGUCGUAUCCUGGAGUUUUCUUCAGUGGCCUUUUUGGUAUUGUUCUUCUCUCUCCCCUUGCGCGCCGUGAAGCGCUAACAUUUUCCUGUGGAAUUGGAGUCUCUGCCACUCAACCCCCUGUUCCAGCUGGGAGGAAGAGGUCUUUCUCCCCCUCUGUCUGUGCAGACACUACUGUUUGAAUGGAAGAUACGUCUUUUUGCUGAAACUCUUUUGUUGUGGCAUUGCAUAACAGGCAGUUGUCUUGCCGCAGGAAAUAAAAGAAACGAAAGGAAAUAGAGAGACGAAAGGAAAUAGAGAGACGGAAGGAAAUUGUUCCCCAAAGCAAAAUUGAAGCAGAGAAGAGAACAUUAAAAUCACUUCAAGCCCUACCCAAGAUCUAGAAGACCACAAAUCUUCUAGCUCCAGAGGAAAAUACACUAUUAUAAAAACUCCUCAGCAGUCAGUAUGAUGAGCAGUCGUGGUGUUUCAUCUGGAUGCAGCUGGUAAAGGAGAGCUUUGGAGGGACGUGGGGGCUCUGGCCUGUAUGAUGCCUGAAGACAGAAAUGCUGGAGUCCGCAGCCCAGGUGCCUUAGCAGCAGCUCCUUUCAUUCCUAAAACUACUUAUAGGAGAAUUAAGCGGUGUUUUAGUUUCCGUAAAGGUAUUUUUGGCCAGAAGCUGGAAGAUACUGUUCGAUACGAAAAGCGUUAUGGGAACCGCUUGGCUCCUAUGUUGGUGGAACAGUGUGUGGAUUUUAUCCGACAGCGGGGGCUAAAGGAAGAAGGCCUUUUUCGACUGCCUGGGCAGGCUAAUCUUGUCAAGGAGUUACAGGAUGCAUUUGACUGUGGAGAGAAGCCUUCUUUUGACAGCAAUACAGAUGUGCACACGGUGGCAUCGCUGCUUAAGCUGUACCUAAGGGAACUCCCAGAACCAGUCAUACCAUACGCAAAAUAUGAAGAUUUUCUUUCCUGUGCCAAAAUGCUCAGCAAGGAGGAAGAAACGGGCCUGAAAGAACUGGUGAAGCAAGUGAAGAGCCUGCCAGCUGUCAAUUAUAAUCUGCUAAAAUAUAUCUGUAGAUUCCUUGAUGAAGUCCAGUCUUAUUCAGGUGUAAACAAAAUGAGUGUGCAAAAUCUGGCAACUGUUUUUGGCCCUAACAUCCUUCGCCCCAAAGUGGAAGAUCCUCUGACUAUCAUGGAGGGCACAGUAGUAGUCCAGCAGCUAAUGUCAGUGAUGAUUAGCAAACAUGACGAGCUGUUUCCCAAGGAUGCAGACCCUCAGAUGGGACCUGAGGUGUGCAACAACAACAAUGAAAUGCCAAAGAAAGUGACUGCGGGACAGCUACAGAACAAAGAGAACAACAACACCAAGGAGACAGCAGUAAGGCGCUGCUCUUGGGACAAGGCUGAGUCUCCCCAAAGGGGAAGUACGGACAAUGAGUCUCCAACUGCUCUGCCAGGCAGCAAGACAAAUAGCCCCAGGAACAGCAUCCAGAAACUAGAUGUCACCAGAAGCCCACCACUCAUGGUGAAAAAAAAUCCUGCUUUUAAUAAAGGCAGUGGCAUAGUCACCAAUGGGUCCUUCAGCAGCUCUGUGGAGGGCCCUGAGAAGAGCCAGACUUUACCAAACUGUACCCUGCAAACCAGGAGAACGUCGUCCCUGAAAGGACCAGUGACUAAGAUGGGCACACACAGCGUGCAGAACGGAGGUGUGCGGAUGGGUGUUUCUAGCACAGAUGGGCACAGCAACACCCUCAAUAGCCGGACCCCAGGCUGGGUGUCCAAUGGCUACGUCACACUGAGGGACAACAAGCAGAAGGAAUCGGUGAGUGAGUCAGGCCAGCACAACAGGCUUUCCACCUAUGACAAUGUCCACCAGCAGUUCUCUAUGGUGAACUCUGAUGACAAACAGAGUGUGGACAGUGCAACCUGGUCAACAUCCUCUUGUGAAAUAUCCCUCCCUGAGCACUCCAACUCCUGUCGUUCAUCCACCACCACCUGCCCUGAGCAGGACUUUUAUGCAGGUAACUUUGAAGACUCUGUGCUGGAUGGACCACCACAUGAAGAUCUCUCUAACCCGGGUGACUAUGAGAACAAAAGUGACAGGAGGAGUAUGGGGGGCCACAGCAGCCGAGCCACCAGCAGCAGUGAUAACAGUGAAACGUUUGUGGCCAACAGUACUAACAAUCACAGUGCUUUGCACAGCCUGGUCUCCAGCUUAAAGCAAGAGAUGGCCAAGCAAAAACUAGAGUAUGAGACAAGGAUAAAAAGCUUGGAGCAGAGGAAUCUUACCCUGGAGACAGAAAUGAUGGCCCUGCAUGAAGAACUGGAUCAAGAGCGGAAGAAGUUCACAAUGGUAGAAAUCAAAAUGCGUAAUGCAGAACGGGCCAAGGAAGAUGCAGAGAAGAGGAAUGAUAUGUUGCAGAAGGAAAUGGAGCAGUUUUUCUCCACUUUUGGAGAACUGACAGUGGAGUCUCGCAGACCAGAAAGAGGCAAUACCAUCUGGAUCCAGUGAGCAUUGGAAGCAUAGACUGUGGGACUUUGGGGAAGGGCUUGCGGGUAUUAUACUGUAUCAGGUGGCUGGUCACCUGUCUGAGGCUAGUACUCAACAUAAUGUUAUGAACCCUUGAAGGAAGAAAUCAUACAGACAUUAACCACUCAUAUCUACAGUGUGUACUUACCCAAGUUAUACUCUUUGAAUGCUUCAUGAGACUACUGUCAAGUGUUACAACUGGAUAUGUGUAUAUAAAUUUAAAAGAAAAUCACCUUAGAGAGCAAGAGAUGUAUCUCAAGAAAUAUUUUAAUGCAAGUCUUGUAUUUAAACUGGUAAUUUGAAAUGUUGUUGCAAUCAAGCUUUAUAUCAAGGCUUUUCUCCCUUGCACUUAACGUAAUAAGCUAUUUUUGGCAUUGUGUUACCAUCAGCUUAUUUUGUAUAUCAAAUGUUUUUUGGGUUUGGGUUUUUUGUUACCCCUCUUGCUGGGGAGCGAAGAUAAACAGGUAUAUUAUGGUAUAUGUGCCGAUGGUUAACCUUGAUUUGUGUCACUUCUAAAAAGACAGCAGGAUGAGAAACAGCAGCACAGAAUAAAGUGGUACUAAUUUUAACGGAAUUGAUGGCCCAGGUAGAAAGUAUCAGGGCACCGGUAUCAUAAAGACCAAAUGAGGAUAUCAAGUCAGCAAAAUUGGGGACAAUGGCAAAAGGGUAAACAGCUGCUUGUUUGGGAGCAAAUGUGGGUGGCAGAGUAAGGAGUUGGGAGAUGGGAAGGGGGAACUUAAGGGGGUGUCAAUCACAUAACCAGAGCUUUUUGAGGUACCCUAAAGAAGCCCUGUGCCUGAUCACUGCAGCUCAGAGCACAAACAUAAACCAGUUGUUCUGACCAUAUCUGCAUGUGACUUGCCUCUGUACUCUGGGUGAAAGAGUCCUUUUUGUAAGGCUGGUGAAGGGACAUAUAGGGGAGAUGAACUGGACAUCCUGGUAGUUGUGAGUGUGAUGGGUGCUGAAAAAAAACCCCAAAAUAUUUAAGUCCAGAGUAGAAAUUAUGGAGCAACUGUGCAACAAACAACAAAUGAGGAAGAAAAUACACCAGCAUAUCCACCACCCCUAUUUACAGUGUAUAUUAGCAAUUUAUACUGUCUGAAUGCUUCAUGAGAUUACUGUCAAGUGUUACAACUGUGAAAGUUCACAGGCUCUCAGCAUCACCAAGGGAAUGCCUAGAGGGAACAGCCUGGAGCCUAACAGCAUGCAGAAUGCCAAUGAAAAAAAACCAGCAAAGCCAUGCUGUAAAUUAAUAAUUUGUUUGGCAUCUUUAUAUAUAGUAAGUAUAACUGGUAUUUUCUACACCAUGUUAAGGAUUUUUUGUUUUUAACUGCUUUUAGGACUGCAAGCUGUAUUACUAGAGAGGGUUGUUGGGAUGUCUUGGCUUCCCUCUAGUGUCUCUUAAAUAUAUUGCAAUUCUUUUUAAUUCUAAUUGAGAAAGAACGAAGGUAGCCUCAAAGAACAUUCUUGGUUAUUGCAUAUAUAUUAGACAAGUAUUAACUAGAUGUGGGAAUUAUACUGGGAAGCAAACAUGAGGUUUACAUGUCAGAGAAGUAUUAACUUACAAUGAAGCAUUACACAUGGUGCUUGUGGAUGCAUUAUUUGUGUCUGGUGAGCAUCAGAGUAGCCAGUCAGGGUGCCUAUUGUACUGUGAACAUGUCUAGUGCACAUCCAGUCUGUGUGUAAAUCAGAAAAAGUCAGAUAGGGAAAGAUCAAGGUAAUAGGAAGGAGCAUGUUUUAUAUCAGUUAGCAGUAAUCACAAGAUGUCCCCACAAUGGUGAGAGAAGGAACCAGAUUACUAUGCUAAUAUGAUUUUUUAAUUGAAUGAGACCUUGAUAUCUGAUGCAGUAGGCCUCAAAGUUGACUCACAAUUUAAGCAGUAUCUGACAUCUGUUGACAUGACAACAAAGUCUCUGAGAUAAAUAUUUUCUUAACUGGAAUUCAUGUUUUUACACUAGAUGGAUACAGUAUCCCCUGUAGCAGUAUCCCAAGGUGGAGAAAGUCCUGCUUUCUCAUUCCCAGUAAGCCAAUUUUAUCAUUUUGAUUUCCUCUAGCAGUCCCUGUGUCAUUCAAGCUCUGUUGCUGUCUGAAAAUUUAAAGGAAUACACAAUUCCUAAAACUAGUUCAAGGAUCUAUGUAAAUGAGGACCUAAAGUUUAGUCAUGGAAUCAUUUCAGAAAGCAGCCAGUGAGGCAGUGGGGAAAGGUGCCACUCCAAAAUUAUCAGCUGAUACAGUGGCAAAAAUGACAGCUACUUGAUAAAAUUUUAUUUCUGAUGCUUAUUUGAAACUGAAAAAGAAUAUAAAUUUUAUUUCACAUCCACAUCUGCUUCCAAUGCCAUAGGCUAUACAAUAUGCAUGGAAGAAGGGGAGAUGUUUAUAGUCCAGGUACUUAGCAUUCUGUGUUCAAUUUUGAUUAUCUUUGGUUUUCACAGGAACUGACUGGAGGCUUCCACUAAUUUGUAUGUGCUGCAUGUUUUCCUUAUUUGUUUGAACAGGCUUCUUUGUACACUCCUGUUUCUGAACUAAGACUCUUUGGUCAGUGAUUGCUUUCUGAGGGUUAGUUCUUGGUCUACCCACAAACUACAAGAACACAGUUCCAAGUGGAUUUUUUCUUAUCUUCAGCUACAAGAGCACAGUUCAGAGUGGAUUUUUGCUUAUCUUCAGGUCUUUGCAUUCACCAUGGCCAAGAUGGUUUAUAAGACAAACUAUUUCAGUGAAAACUCUUAAUUUUUGGUGUAUAUAGAUCCUCCUCAUUUUUGUAUUGUUCUUUUUGAGGACUGCCAUUAAACACUCUUGAUUCAGACUGAA
Molecule: messenger RNA, 6010 nt
Organism: Falco peregrinus (peregrine falcon)
Lineage: Eukaryota; Metazoa; Chordata; Aves; Falconiformes; Falconidae
Gene: ARHGAP24
Product: Rho GTPase activating protein 24
Exons: 7
Coding region: 1220-3184 (654 amino acids)
Biological process (GO): negative regulation of Rac protein signal transduction; activation of GTPase activity; signal transduction
Cellular component (GO): focal adhesion
Molecular function (GO): GTPase activator activity
Source: RefSeq, a predicted model, not a curated record